Symbiodinium necroappetens is the source of this 4068-nucleotide messenger RNA. The record is from the annotation of a GenBank genome assembly. NCBI's taxonomy places the organism in Eukaryota, Dinophyceae, Suessiales, Symbiodiniaceae.
AUGCAGAAGCUGCCAGAUGGGGUUCGACUGGAAUGGAACAGGGAGCCCUUUGCUGUAGUUUUCAAGCCAAGCGACUUCCCAGUGGUUGCGGAUCACGGUCACUGCCUCACGGCUUGGGCAUUGCAGGCUCUUGGGGGCAAGUGGGUGCCAGCUUCGGCUGCCAGGGAUGCAACAGCAGGUCUGGUGCUGCUAUCUCGGCCUGGAUAUGACCGAUCGAGCGUGCCGAUCCGAGGGACCUAUGCACUGCUUAUCACCGCGAAAGAUCAGCACGAGGGUUUUCCCCAACAUGUAGAAGAGGCAUUGGAGUUUUUCGGGGGUCUAGAUCAAGAAGCCAGGCUUGUGACAAGCACCCCUUCCGGGCACUUCGGCCACAUCGCAACGAUCGAGAUGGACUGUUGCUUAAGCGGUCCCACGGCGGUCACACCACUGGAUGCUGUUUUGGCUGUACAAGAGCUGGGCUUCGCGGUUCUCCGCAUAGCCAAGGGACGGAGCCGUGAUGUGAUUGACCCGCAUGGGCAAGCUCAAAACAGAAGUCAGCUAGACGUCUUGAGCGGAACGUGCGUCGAGGCUGUGCGCCUGGCGCCAACUGAUGCCGAUGCUGUCCAGCGGGAUCUCCCUGUGAAAUGGUCCAGCUUCCUCUCUCUUGAAAGAAGCCUCGCAGAGCAAAAGGUGCAGCGAGAGACGGUGGAGUUUUGUGGUUUGCAACUUCUGGUGCCAUCGGAACAACUUCGACCUCGGAAGUCCUCGGCUCCCUUAGUCCACACUGCUAUCGAAUGCAUGAAGACGCGGCAAGGAAGUUCUGUUCUCGAUCUGGGAGUUGGUUGUGGAGCGUUGCUGCUGGCCGUCCUCGCCAAGACAGAAGCCGUUGGAACGGGAGUGGACGUGGACGAAGGUGCCAUCGCAGCUUGCGAGGCCAAUGCAGAAAGCCAACUGCCUGCCAGCAAAGCGCGCAAUUUCAGCGUUGUUUGUGUCGACUUCACAAAGUUGGAUGCUCCGGAAGUGCGAGCCCAACUCCACUCAGAAGGAUACGAUGUCAUCAUCUGCAACCCACCCUACAGAUCUACAGCACAACAGGAGGCAUACAAUCAAGCUUCGGGCCAACACGGAGGCUACGAAGAAGGCGAGAAAACACUUGUUGCAGGAGAGACCGGUCUUGAGAUGUACGAGGCGAUCUCCAGAUGUCUUGUUAACGAUAUGCUUCAGGCGCAGAAGAGGCUCCUCUCACCGCCAGCGCCCAUUCUCAAGCUGGACGGAUCAUUGAUCUUCCAGGUCGAGGCCGGAUCCUUCGGACGUCUCGGAGGAGUGGCAAAGAGGGUGGCUGCUGCCAUUCACAAGGCAUCUGAUGGAAAGCUCAAGUUUCAGAGAAUCAUUCAAGACGAGAAGCAGCUGGAGCGUGCAAUUCUCUUGAAGUGGUCAUGGUGUCCAACAGCGCCCGAUUGGGAACCACUCCUCUGGCAGGGAUUGCGAGUCCUCUUGGAGCAGCUCAAGGGCAGCUCACAUGAGCAGCGACGCUUGCUGCGCAGCGGCGUGUUGCCGUCAAUGGUUGCUACUCUCUUCUUGGAGCGAAGCAGCGCGGAGGCAGCUUCUGCAGCUCAAGAUGUCGCUCUGCUGGGGGGCUCCUCGCCCCGUGCAUCAUCUGGAUCCGACGGUGAGGAUGGAAAUCGCAUGCGCUCGAGUGCAGACAUGCGGCCCAGUGCAGCGCUGGCUGCUCUGACUGCAGCUGUAGAUGGGAGCCUCUUCGGCGAAAAGCUCCGAGCUUUUCUAGGCUGUGUGGUUGGCGAGCUCACAUUGGAAAGGCUGGUGCUGCUGCUAGCAGGUAUUCGGCGUCGCCCCUCUGCCGGCAGCAGCGCAGGACAUUGGAUCACAAGUUGGUACGAUGCUCUCCUGGCAUCCUUGCGCCGACUGCAAGGACGUUCCAGGUUGCAGCUGCUGCGAGCUGCAUCAGAGGUCACGGAAAGUUUCGAGAGGUGGCCUCUGGUGCUGUGUGCGGAGGAGCACGAACUCGCCAAAGCCCUUUCAACGGCUUUUGCCACCAGCGGUCAAGCUUUCCUGGCGCUGUGGCGGCAGCUGCACGGCACACGCCGUUUGCAACUUCUCUUCGCGCACCAUCCAAGGCUGCUUCUGCCAUCAUCGAGACUGCACAGGCGACAGGCUGUCCUUUGGCGAGUCCAUUGGUUGCUUCCAUGGCUCAAGCCUUCUGAGGGCAUUGUUUCAUCAUGCGUCGCUGGGUCUGAAUGCCUGGCCUUGCUCGCCCCGCGGCAGCAGCGCGCUGUCCACAGGGUGGGAGAGGAUCUUAUGGACAUCCUACACUGUUUGUCGGCCAAUCCUGGCAAUGCGGCCUACAGUGCCUGCGAGGAGGAGGCUGCCAUUGCCUCCUCCUGCCUUUCUUCCAUGUGUGAAACAGCUGGAGGUGAACUGCCGAUGUACCUCUCCGGAGAUCAUUUCCUGGGUUCUGGAGUCACGCCACUGCGAGACAGUCAGGCCAAGGAGUUGCUUGAGAUUCUGAUUCGAACUCCGUCGAUAGCAGUGAACCCGGCUUACGUUGCAAAGCUCAGGGGCUGUACCCUCUUUACAGAAGCAGGACGCAGUGAUGUGACAAUUCCGCUCAUCCUGUCCUCUCUCACGGUCUCGCCGAAGGCGAAUGCUAGAGGUCAACUUGCAAUUGUUGUCCGUGAGCAAGCCGGCUGUCCCAACUUAUCCGCCUCCAUCGACAGGUGUUGGCUUUUCCAGAUAGAUGCCAGACGGUCCGUCGUGGCACACACUAUCGACAAGUUGUGCGCAGCAGGCGCAGUGCUGGACACUGUCGUGGACCCUGUCCAGCAUGUACAAGUGAGUGAUACGUCAAGGGCUCGGGUGUACAACACUCUCGUUGCGCCGCUCGUGCAGGAGCAGACUUACAUGGAGAAGGGCAAUCGCGUUAUGACCGGUAUGAAGGACGACCAGAGUGCAGGAACGCUCGUGGCGACACCACAACUGACUUCAUUGCCCAGUCUCUUCAACAGUGUUCAAGGUCAACCCGACUUUCGAGCCGUCAAGGUCUUCAAGGUGCUACAGGUACCACCACCAGGACAGUCGGCUUCAAGCCGUGAACCUCCCAAUGAAAUUGCCCGAGAGCUGAAGAUGCUUGCUCUCGCACAGCGUCAUAGAGCGAUACUUUCCCUGCAUGGGCUUGUAAGGGUGCCGGCUGGAUGGGCACUGCUUACGGAGUGGUGCGAUGCGGGCUCCUUGUCGCAAAGAUUGAUCGCGGAAGGCAGGCAGUCCGAAGGCCAAGCCAUGCUGCUGCAGAAGCAGCUUCUGGCUGGCAUCCGGCACCUUCACCAGCGAGGAAUUGUUCACAGAGACGUGAAGCUCGACCACAUCCUGCUACACUCGAAGAGCAAGCUCGUGCUGUCUGGAUUCGCUCUUGCUGCUCCACUCUGCGAAGCACGUGAAGCUGCGGAGCCGGUCGGAACAGUUGGCUACAUGGCUCCGGAGGUGAUUCGUUACACGCCGGCCUUGGAGCCAGCAGAUGUUUUUGCUGCAGGUGUCGUGCUCUAUACCCUUCUGCUUGGCCAGCAACCUUUCGGUGCAGAAACGCCAGCAGAGGAGACCAAGUACAGGACAACUUGCACGGAGGCAGACUACAGCGGACUGAUAUUUCAGAAUGUCACUGGCCUUUGCCACCAUCUGCUGAAAUCCCUUCUGGAGAAAGAUCCGGUCGAACGGCCUACAGCGCUGGCGGCCGCUGAGGACGACUGGUUUCUGAUGGAUCCCAAGCAGCCCAUCAAAACAGAUGCAGAGGCGAAGUCACCCACGUCACCGGUCAUGGGUGCACGCCGAAGGAGAUCUGGCUUGGAUAUGUUGUGGAGAAGGCCGGCGCGCGCUUUCUCAGCACGUUCCACGAGGAACCAGCGGGCUUCAUCUACAACAUCAUCUCAGGACUCGCCGGUGCAGUCGCUGUCGCCACAGGCUGAGCAGAGGUCUAGAAAGUCCUCGCGUGGAUUAUCUCGCUUGCGUGCCUGGCUUCCCUUCAGGCAGCGGGACGACAUGCUGGAUUGCACGCAGCUGAGCGCUGUGGUGCAGAGGUAG